AUGGAACCCAAUCUAGAUUUCGCAGCCUUGGCCCAGCAAGUUCAAGCUCUUGCGGCCACCAUUGAAGAACUCACCAAGCAAAAUCAAGAAAUGAAGCUGCAACUUCAACAGGUCCAACAAGCUCAACAGGAAGAGAACCGAUCCAAAGAUAACAUGGAGGGAGAAAGGGAUAGCCAUAGGGGGAGUAUCCAUCAGAGGCCAACUACUCCAGACGAGCAGAAUUUAGAUCUCCUUCAAGAAAUGAGGAAGGAGAUGGGCGAACUGAGGAACACCAUUAAGGAGAAGACGGAUCGAAGCGUAGACAGAAUGGUAAAGGCCACGGAUUCGCCUUUCACCUCGGCGGUGCUUAAAUGCCCUGUACCGUCGAAGUUUUGCCUACCUCAACUUGAGCCGUUCGACGGACUCAGAGACCCUCAGGAUCACCUUAAUACUUUCAAGACGACUCUAGGUCUUCAACAGCCGCCUGACGAGAUACUGUGUCGUUCCUUUCCCACCACUCUCAAAGGAGCUACAAGGGAAUGGUUCACAAAGUUGCCGACUUCGUCUGUGGACAACUUCAAACAGUUGAGCAAUGCCUUCUUGCGACACUUUAUAGGGGGGCAGCGUCCAAAAAGGCCGACAGACCACUUACUUACCAUUAGACAGGGAGAGAAGGAAACUCUGAGGUCGUACGUGAAACGCUUUACUCGGGAGACUCUGGAGGUGGACAAAACUGAUGACAAGGUGCAGCUGACGACCUUCAAAGCGGGACUAAGAUCCAAAGAUCUCGUGGCCUCCCUCGUAAAGAAUCCACCAAAGACGAUGGCAGAAAUGCUCCUGAAGGCACAGAAGUACAUGAAUGCAGAAGAUGCUUUAGCAGCCAUAAAGGAUGUAAAGAAGCCAGGAGACAAGGCAAAGAAGGAAGACGAUCGCAGGGGUCAAAAGAGGGAGCACCCAAAUCAUCGUAACAAUGACGGGAACAGGAGAAAAGAUGAUAAAGGCCCUCGGAUGGUAAGAUUUACUCCUCUGGUUAUGCCUGUUGACAAAAUUUUAACGCAGAUCAAGGACAAGCACUACCUCAAAUGGCCAAGACCAUUACACUCAUCCCCUAACGUUCGUGAUAAGAACAAGUACUGCCGAUUCCACAAAGAUCACAGCCACAACACAGAAAAUUGUAGGGACCUAAAGGAGUAA
Quercus robur (English oak) is the source of this 1173-nucleotide messenger RNA. RefSeq lists its product as uncharacterized. The record is from RefSeq and is a predicted model, not a curated record. NCBI's taxonomy places the organism in Eukaryota, Viridiplantae, Streptophyta, Magnoliopsida, Fagales, Fagaceae. The transcript has a single exon. The coding region runs from base 1 to 1173 and encodes 390 amino acids.